CUGGUCUUCCGUUUGGUCUCGAGAACGAGUUUCUUCAAACUGCCAUUAUUUUGUUGGCUUAUUUUCGGAUGCUUUUCUUGAUUUUCGCGGCUUUCCGCCAUCUUUUUGUUUUGUUUUAUUCUGUUGGAUUCCCAUCUCUUUUUCAAAACUGGCGAGUUUGUUGGAUUCGCUUAUUGUUCGGCCAACAGAUGUCGUGCAUGGCAUCGCUGAUGCUGAAAUGGAAUCAUCUUUCAGUAUCUCGGAAGAGAAAGACGCCACCGGAGAUGGGUUGUCGAGCGGAAAAAGAAAGUUAGAUCAAACCGACUUUGCCGAGAAUGAAUUAUCUGUUGCGGAGCCUACGGAUACGGUUAAAAUGGUUACGAUCCCAUCGAGCCCGUAUGUGCUGGAAGUAAAAGUUCAAGCAAAAAAAUAUUUUCCGUUCUCCAAGCGCUGCGCGAAGAUCCAGAACUUUCGACAGCUUCCCAAACUUGAUGGACAUUUUCACCAUGGUGGAUAUAUGUACCAGUUGGCCAAACGCGAUUUUAAGGAAGAAUUCGAACUACUUCCGCGUUGUGGUCAAAAGUCAGCAUCACAGAGCGAUGUCAGCGAUGAUAAGAUGGAGCGUCGUCUCAGUCGCAUUUACGCUCGCUAUAUGUCAGCAUUUGAGGCAUCUCGCUAUCUGGAAUUGUUCAGAUCGGAACUGGGAUCAGAAAUUGAUGUUGCGUGCGCUGCUGAUUUGGACUGGCGAAAUGGACACGCACAAACCGCCCAUUUGUCUCUGGGAGCCUUUGCCAGGUUCUUUGCCAGAGCGUUCGAGCGUGGCCACACAAGAUACCUGGAUCUAAAUCCAUUUGAAUCGUAUUUUUUGGCAGAUUGUGGUACACUGCAGUUGACCUUGUCACACUGUCCAAUGGGUGUGGAAGAUGUCCGUGCUUUCAUGGAGCACCGCGUUUAUAAUUUUGUUUCUCGUUAUGCCGUAUUUUCCGAACUCCAGCGCACCACUCGUUAUCAGUUUAAGCGCUACAGCGAACAGCAGCGAUUUUACAGUGGCCAGUGGAUACCGUUACAUCAAUACGGUGCGCAGUCUUCCAAACGUUUCUUCCAGCAGCAACCGGCACCCAGUGGAAAUAACUGUCAUGUUUUUGAUGACAUCGUCGCAGCACCGAAACCGGAUGAAGUUAUCAGCUGCAGCGGUUUUGCUCUGUCGAUGCGGAACGACACGGAAAAAGCCCGCAACUUGCUGCAGCUCCCACCUUUGCCUGAGAACAUGAAAACUGCGAGUGCGAACACCGCUUCUGUGGCUGGAAGUAGCAAAUAUAGUCCACUCAAGAGCAGCUUGCCUUUACCAAGUACUUCCAGCAAUUCUAUACCAAAACCCCACUUCCAUUCUAACAAAGGUAUGGCUGGACCUUUCCCGAAAGGCAUCGACAUGGCAUUUUAUGGUUGCGAGAAGAGCAUGACGCCCGUCCCACCGGCGUUUGAUGUGGCCAUUUCGGAUUAUCGCAACGAUUCGGUCUGUGUGUCGGCAUUGUUUGAUGCGAUGGAGAAAAAGAAAAAUCCCCGUUUGCCGGUUUUGAUGGAGCGAAUUGAAUGUGGCCAGCUGAGCGGGUACGCACUGAUUUUGACUCAGUUGCCAUCGGUCCAGUAUGCUGGGCACUAUGCGCCCUUUGUUGCUCCCAGCGCCGAAUUAUUUGAUAUUCAGUCCAGUAAAGUUGCGACCGUGGGCAAGAAGGAAUCAGUCGAUAUCCAAGGCCUGAAAAGUGGAAUUCAGGAGCUGCACGAAAAGGCGGAUCAGACGUCGGAUGACAAAGAAAACGCUGAUCCGCAGUGGAUUCCACCGUCCGUCAAACGUCGUAUGGAGCGUCAUAAUGUUUCAGCGGUAGCGGUUAUGUGACAGUUUUCUGUUGCGAUGAAUCUUAGCUGGGUGGCUUUAUAACUGUAGCUGACAGCUGUUCUUUUGUUUUUUUGAGUCUGUAUUAACAUAAAUUUUGGCCUUAGCCAAAUCCAGCAGAGUUCUUCCUCCUUUUACAGGUGUUUUUUCUUGCGAGUUUCUCGCUUCUGGCAUUUGUUGAUGAUAAUGGCCGUACGGAGAUCCGGAAAUGACCAUUAAUCAAAGUAUUCGUAGAAAUUUAAGGAUGUUCGCGGUACCGAGUUCAUAUGUUUACCGCCAAUACUGAUUUAUAAUAAUUACAGCAUCACUUUGGCAUCGCUUGACGCUGGCACAUUUGUGAUCACAAAUGUGUCACAAACUGCUGGUGGCGUAAUUUAUAGCGCGAAGCCAGUCCUGGAAGUAAAAAAUGAAAACUACUGCAUCUUUCAACGUGAUCGCAAUUUGUUCGAUCUUCGAGAUCGUAUUUAAGCUUUCAAAGCAGAGCAGUUUUUUUUUAUUCGCUCGUACAUUUGCGUAGUGUGGAAGUUGUUUUUUAUGCUAGCGGAUAAAAUGGAUCAUCCGAAAUUGUUAAUCACAUUAACAGUGGUUCUUUCUUCUCUUACCGCUAUAGCAUUUGGUGCUGAUAUUUCAGAUGCAGCAAAUGUUACACGCCCUUGUCCAUGCAACAAUACCGCUUGGUGCGAACGAAUACCGGCAUCCAAGCACAAAAAGGAAGUUUAUGGAUUUGCUGAUAGCACCGGGAUGAAUCCUAGUGUUUACAAACUGUACGAC
This is a messenger RNA of Paramacrobiotus metropolitanus, 2641 nucleotides long. Its product is annotated as di-N-acetylchitobiase-like. Bases 218 to 1873 code for a protein of 551 amino acids. The record is from RefSeq and is a predicted model, not a curated record. The transcript is spliced from 5 exons. Lineage: Eukaryota; Metazoa; Tardigrada; Eutardigrada; Parachela; Macrobiotidae. Gene Ontology annotation, cellular component: extracellular region. Gene Ontology annotation, molecular function: chitinase activity; chitin binding. Gene Ontology annotation, biological process: chitin catabolic process; carbohydrate metabolic process.